AACUUUUAAGGAAGCUCCAAACCAUCGAAGAAGAAAAACGGAGUCUAAUGAUCAGAAUCCAAAUGUACAUACAUUAGAGGAGAUGGUUCAUCAGCUGCAGCGUGAAAACGCAGACAAGGACAAAACUAUCGCAUAUAUAUUAGCGAUUAUUCAAUCAAAUC
Racocetra persica is the source of this 161-nucleotide messenger RNA. Lineage: Eukaryota; Fungi; Glomeromycota; Glomeromycetes; Diversisporales; Gigasporaceae. The record is from the annotation of a GenBank genome assembly.